AUGCUCAAACCAAUAACCCCACAGGACUCCAGCUACCCAUUCAAAGACAAAGCUGAAACCGCCAAGAAAACGGAGCCCGAAGAGGAAGAAAUUGAUAUUGAUUUAAAUGCCCCGGAAACGGAGAAAGCCGCUCUCGCCAUCCAAGGGAAAUUUCGGCGUUUCCAAAAACGGAAACAGGACCCCAGUUCCUGA
Molecule: messenger RNA, 192 nt
Organism: Protobothrops mucrosquamatus (brown spotted pit viper)
Lineage: Eukaryota; Metazoa; Chordata; Lepidosauria; Squamata; Viperidae
Gene: PCP4L1
Product: Purkinje cell protein 4 like 1
Exons: 2
Coding region: 1-192 (63 amino acids)
Source: RefSeq, a predicted model, not a curated record